CUUUCACUGCGAUGGCUUCAAAUCAAGAAUUAGCUUGUAUUUAUGCGGCUCUUGCUCUUCAAGAUGAUGGAGUGCCGAUUACCGGAGAAAAGAUUCUGACCAUUCUGAAAGCAGCUGGUGUUGAAGUCGAAGCUUUUUGGGCUGGGCUUUAUGCUAAAGCGCUUGAGGGUGUUGAUGUCAAGGCAUUGAUUUCAAACAUUGGUUCUGGAAUUGGAUCUGGUGGAGGUGCUGCCGCUUCGGCUGGAGCUGCUGCUCCUGCAGCGGCAGAAAAGGCUGCUGCGCCGGCUGCAGAGGAGAAGAAAAAGAAGGAAGAGCCAAAAGAGGAAAGUGAUGACGAUAUGGGAUUCGGAUUAUUUGAUUGA
This is a messenger RNA of Meloidogyne enterolobii, 362 nucleotides long. The record is from the annotation of a GenBank genome assembly. NCBI's taxonomy places the organism in Eukaryota, Metazoa, Nematoda, Chromadorea, Rhabditida, Meloidogynidae.